AUGGCUUUCUACAAGGUGAUCUGUGCGACAACUGUGCUGCUGAUUCUGCUGCUGCCAGAAUCUGAGUCACAGCUAGAUGUUUGUGGUCUGGCGAGUCUCAACACCAGGAUUGUUGGAGGUCAAGAUGCUCUUCCAGGUAGCUGGCCCUGGCAGGUCAGCGUGAACACACUUGGAGGGUUUCAGUUCUGUGGAGGAUCCCUCAUUAACAACCAGUGGGUGCUGAGUGCUGCUCACUGCUUCUCCAGAGCGCGCAGUGCGAUUGUGUAUAUGGGUCGUCAGAGCCAGCAGGGGUCCAACCCCAACGAGGUUUCUCGGACUGUAUCACAGAUCAUCAUCCAUCCCAAAUACGACUCCUCAACUCUCAACAACGACAUCGCCCUCCUGAGGCUCUCAUCAUCUGUGGCUUUCACCACCUACAUUGCGCCCGUCUGCCUGGCAGCCUCAGGCAGCACCUUCCACACUGGCGUUAAUACCUGGAUCACCGGCUGGGGCAACACUGGAUCUGGAGUGAGACCUCCUUUUCCACAAAACCUGAUGGAGGUGGAGGUGCCGAUUGUGGGAAACAGACAGUGUAACUGCAACUAUGGAGUUGGUCGGAUCACUGAGAGCAUGCUGUGUGCUGGCUUACCUGAAGGAGGGAAGGACUCCUGUCAGGGGGAUUCAGGAGGUCCGCUGGUGAUUAAGCAAGGCAAUAGAUGGAUUCUUAGCGCCGUCGUCAGUUUUGGAUAUGGUUGUGCCGAGGCAAACUUCCCAGGAGUUUACACCAAAGUGUCCAGGUAUCAGACCUGGAUUAAUGAACAGAUCAUCAACAAUCGGCCGGGCUUCAUCACCUUCAUGUCCACAGGGACUGACAGUGACCUCAACGUCACCUGUCCAGGCCUGCCGCCAGUUACAACGCCCCUCCCUCCAAACACUACCCUCACAAUAUCCUCUCCAAUUACCACCCUUCCACCAACUAAACCCUCUCCAACCACCACCUCUCCAACAACCACCCCGUCUUCAACCACCACACCCAAACCGGUGGUCUGUGGACAAGCUCCAAGGAAUCCUCGUAUUUUGGGGGGAAACUCAGUGGUGACAGAAGGCCUGUGGCCGUGGAUGGCGAGUCUGCAGAAGAAUGGAAGUCAUGUGUGUGGUGGGACUCUGGUGGCCGUGGACUCUGUGAUGAGUGACGCCAAAUGCUUCUCAAGCCCCCCUGUAGUGUCUGACUGGACUGUAGUGCUGGGUCGUCUGAGGCAGAACGGAUCCAACCCAUUUGAGGUGACGAUGAAUGUGACAAAUAUAACUCUGAGCAACCUGAACGGAUCCAACAUCGCAAUGCUGACCCUGUCAGGUCAACCCACCCUGUCCGACUACAUCCAGCCCAUCUGCCUGGACAGUGGGCGAACCUUUGCCGUGGGCACAGUGUGCUGGGCCGCCGGCUGGAGCUCCGGACGAGGAGGAGAGGAGCAAGUGUUGCAGGAGUUCCAGACCUCAAUAGUAGACUGUGAGAACGCGUCAUCCAGUGACAACAUUUGUACAGGAAAUUUUACACUGGAGCAGGGUCAUUCUGGCAGUCCGCUGAUGUGUAAAGAGGAGGGCACUUGGUUCCAAGCGGCUGUAUUAUCGAUUGAUAACAACUCCAUCGAAGAUAACUCCAAUGAAAUCAUCUUGACCGAGGAAAACUCCACCAGAAUCAGUUUGACUCAAAUCAACUCCACCAGAGUCAGACUGACCCGGGAAGUUCGAGCCAACAACCUGCAAGUCUUCACCAGAGUGAGCCACUUCCAGAACUACCUGACUCAGACUCUGGGUACAUUGCUGUCUCCAGCCUCCACCAACAACUCCAUCAACACCAUCGUGACCAUCAACAGUACCACAACAACCAUCACCUUCACGACUACCAACAGCACAAACACCACCAACAACACAAACGCCAAUGCAGCUGCCAUUGUUUCUGAAAGAGAGGCGUGUUCCAGAUGGAGGGAGGGCAGAAGAAGGUUAUUUAUGCAGGAGCAGAUUUGCUGCGAUGGAUUCACAAUCAUGGCUUUCUACAAGGUGAUCUGUGCGACAACUGUGCUGCUGAUUCUGCUGCUGCCAGAGUCUGAGUCACAGCUAAACGUUUGUGGUCUGGCCACUCUCAACACCAGGAUUGUUGGAGGAGAAGUUGCCCCUGAAGGUUUCUGGCCCUGGCAGGUCAGCGUGAACACACUGUCAGGGUUUCAGUUCUGUGGAGGAUCCCUCAUUAACAACCAGUGGGUGGUGAGUGCUGCUCACUGCUUCGCAAGUACCAGCGCGAGCAGUGUGCGAUUGUUUAUGGGUCGUCAGAGCCAGCAGGGGACCAAUCCCAACGAGGUUGAUCGGACAGUAGCAGAGAUCAUCAGCCAUCCCAACUACAACCCCACAACUUUUGACAACGACAUCGCCCUCCUGAGGCUCUCAUCACCUGUUAAUUUCACCACAUUCAUUGUGCCCGUCUGCGUGGCAGCCUCAGGCAGCACCUUCCACGCUGGCGUCGAAACUUGGGUCACUGGCUAUGGCACCAUUGCAUCUGGAGUGAGCAACCCUUUUCCACAAAAUCUGAUGGAGGUGCAGGUGCCGAUUGUGGGAAACAGACAGUGUAACUGCAACUAUGGAGUUGGUCGGAUCACUGAGAACAUGCUGUGUGCCGGCUUAUCUGAAGGAGGGAGGGACGCCUGUCAGGUGAUCACCUUUACCUGUUUGAGUCAGGUUUUACUCCGUUUGCUCUGUAACUAACUGUUUCUACUUUGUCAGGGGGAUUCAGGAGGUCCGCUGGUGGUUAAGCAAGGCGAUAGAUGGAUUCUUGUCGGUAUCGUCAGUUUUGGAAUUGGUUGUGCCGAUGCUAGGUUCCCAGGAGUUUACACCAGAGCGUCUCGAUUCCAGAGCUGGAUUAAUGAACAGAUCACCAACAACCAGACGGGCUUCAUCACCUUCAGGUCCACAGGGACUGACAGUGACCUCAACGUCACCUGUCCAGGCCUGCCGCCAGUUACAACCCCCCCCCUCCAACCACCACACCCAAACGUGACGGUGGUCUGUGGACAAGCUCCGAGGAAUCCUCGUAUUUUGGGGGGAAACUCAGUGGUGACAGAAGGCCUGUGGCCGUGGAUGGCGAGUCUGCAGAAGAAUGGAAGUCAUGUGUGUGGUGGGACUCUGGUGGCCGUGGACUCUGUGAUGAGUGACGCCAAAUGCUUCUCAAGCCCCCCUGUAGCGUCUGACUGGACUGUAGUGCUGGGUCGUCUGAGGCAGAACGGAUCCAACCCAUUUGAGGUGACGAUGAAUGUGACAAAUAUAACUCUGAGCAACCUGAACGGAUCCAACAUCGCAGUGCUGACCCUGUCAGGUCAACCCACCCUGUCCGACUACAUCCAGCCCAUCUGCCUGGACAGUGGGCAAACCUUUGCCGUGGGCACAGUGUGCUGGGCCGCGGGCUGGAGCUCCGGACGAGGAGGAGAGGAGCAAGUGUUGCAGGAGUUCCAGACCUCAACAGUAGACUGUGGGAACGCGUCAUCCAGUGACAACAUUUGUACAGGAAAUUUUACAGUGGAGCAGGGUGACCAGGGCGGCCCACUGAUGUGUAAACAGAGCGGUUCCUGGUUUCAGGUGGCUGUGUUGUCUGUUGAAACCAACUCUACCCAAACCAACUCUGCCCAAACCAACUCUGCCCAAACCAACUCUACCCAAACCAACUCUGCCCAAACCAACUCUACUCAAACCAACUCUACUCAAACCAACUCUACCCAAACCAACUCUGCCCAAACCAACUCUACUCAAACCAACUCUACUCAAACCAACUCUGCCCAAACCAACUCCACCAGAAGUGAAGUUCGAGCUGACAACAUCCAAGUCUUCAGCAAAGUGAGCCGCUUUCAGGAGUUCCUGACUCAAAAUUUGGGCACGCUGCUGUCUCCAGCUUCUACCAAUAACAGCACCAACACCACCACCACCGCCACUACUCUGAACAGCAGGGGCACUCUUGCUCACUCUUCCUCCUUCCUCUUCUUCCACUUCCUCUUCCUCGCCUUGUGUCUCCAGCUCUUCUCAUAGAGAACUUCAUCUGAUUUACAUGAUGUGCAAAGCACAAAUGAAUGUGAGAAUUGUUACAGGCUUUAAACUGCAUCAGCUGAUCAUUGACUUGAUACUGAGGGUAUCCAUUGACCAAUAGGAGCUGAGCAGUGAAAAAGGCAGGGUAAAACCAGGUGUUCAUUUCUCCUACAGUAUAAGUUUUCUUUGUUUCCUCUUUGGCAGCUUUUUAAAUUGAGACAUGAACUUCUCCUGGUCAAAACAUCAGUACAGACACAGAGGUGCUGAGCUUACAGAAUGGCUGACUACAAAGAGCACUUAAAAAACCUUCAGUCAUAGAACUCCAAAUGAUUUUUUGGAUUAUUGUUUUUUUCUGGCUGAUUAUGAUAACACAAGAAUCAGAGUUGAUGUACCAGACAUUUUUGACUUCUGGCCCCAGAGUCUCCCGGGUAAUAUGGUGUUCAUGGUCAAUUCGAAGAAAUGGUUGACAUGUCCGGUUUACAAAUCAAUCAAACAAUCACUAAAACACACAAAACAGCAGCAAAGAAAUCAUCGAAGACCAGAAAGAGAUGCAAACCAGUUAAAAUCACUGCAAAGAUGUCCUCACAGCUGUUCGAAGUUUUUCCAUUUGCCAAAUAGGCAAAAAUUCCAUGAAAAGGAUGUAGAUGCAUCAAAACCGGAUUAGAAUUAGUGUUCAUAUGUAUUUGAGAUUCUAGCUGGCAAACUGAGAAAAAAAAUGCUUUAUUCAGGAUUAUUUCUCCAUGUUUGCACAAAUACGAGCCUCAAAAUGAGCUGUUGUCAGUGAGUGGUUCAGGUUCACCCCGUAAAUCUGGAAACUAUGAGACACUUCUGCAAUUAGGAAACUAUUUUUCUUUCUUUCUUUUUUGUUGAAUAGAGACUUUACCUCCCUACUUCUCUGUUGUAACGUGGUCACCGGCUUUGUAAGCUGGACUUGACUGUGGAGGGUGUAAAAUGUGGGUGUAAAUGAAAAACUUUGAAAGUUGCACUGAUCAGA
This is a messenger RNA of Acanthochromis polyacanthus (spiny chromis), 5038 nucleotides long. Its product is annotated as transmembrane protease serine 9-like. The record is from RefSeq and is a predicted model, not a curated record. Gene Ontology annotation, biological process: proteolysis. Lineage: Eukaryota; Metazoa; Chordata; Actinopteri; Pomacentridae. Gene Ontology annotation, molecular function: serine-type endopeptidase activity.